Ostreobium quekettii is the source of this 1122-nucleotide messenger RNA. The record is from the annotation of a GenBank genome assembly. Lineage: Eukaryota; Viridiplantae; Chlorophyta; Ulvophyceae; Bryopsidales; Ostreobiaceae.
AUGGGGAACAGCCUGAGCAGACGGCACCACGGGCACCACGGGCACCAUGCCCAGCCGCCCCCCGCGGCGCAGAACAGCCAGCCUCAGGGCCAGCAGUACUCGGGCUACGGUCCGCGGCCCACGGACCACGGCCGGUUCUAUGGCAACAUCCCCACGCAGUAUCCGGAGCAAUACCCGGGCUAUCGGCAGGGCGCGGGCCACAGGCCGGCCGGGGCGGCCGCGCAGCAGCCGACGCAGCUGCAGCAGACCAAGACAAUAAGGAAUCAGGUGAACCUGAAGAAGCCCACGCUGAGGCUGGUUCCGCGUCCAGGAGAAGGGGACCUCGUCACGCCCACGUUUAAAUUUGACGCGUCGGCGCCUUGCAGUGUUACCGUCUUCUUUAUGGCCAAAGAGGAGUCAGACAAGGCAUGCAAGUUAACAACCCAGAAACAAGACGCUGGCGCGCGUGUUACGUAUGAGAAGGGGUUGGGACACGUCUUCCCACCCCCAGAUGACGACGAGUGUGCCAAGACGCAUUCAUUGGACAUUAGCCUGUACAACAUUCGUGACCUCACGAACAUGUCCCUCAGCAAGACUGACGCCUUCCCCAUCGUCAUUCGUCUGGAGACGGUCACGGACAAGGGUGCUCAGGAUGGUCACAACCUGGCUGAGUUGGAGCCUGGCUGCGCAACCCCCACAUGGGUCCAGUCCCAAACGACCUAUGCCUGCCUUGUGAAAGAGGAGGACGGCACCUGGGAGGCACGGCCCAUACGUCAGAAAAUAUGGGUCGAGAAUGUGUCCUAUGAGCUGCAGGAGAUCUAUGGGAUCCAAGACAUUUAUGGGGGGGACAAGAAGGAGAAGGCCAUGGCAUUGGGCACUGCGGGCUACUCUGAGGACCUGGAAGGCAAGGAGUGUGUAAUCUGCCUUGCUGCUGUCCGUGACACAACUGUUCUGCCAUGCCGGCACAUGUGCAUGUGUGAGGCAUGUGCCAGGGAGUUGCAGCGGCAGCAGGUGUCCCGAUGUCCGAUUUGCAGAGACUUGAUUGAGUCGCUGCUGCACAUCAAGCGGCCAGAGAAGAAAACCGGGGACAAAAAGGAGGACCCCACGGUGGACAAGGCAAAUGAAGCUGUCAGCGCUAAGUAA